Messenger RNA from Cheilinus undulatus (humphead wrasse), 1382 nucleotides. RefSeq lists its product as uncharacterized. Bases 3 to 629 code for a protein of 208 amino acids. The record is from RefSeq and is a predicted model, not a curated record. The transcript has 5 exons. Gene Ontology annotation, biological process: response to bacterium. Lineage: Eukaryota; Metazoa; Chordata; Actinopteri; Labriformes; Labridae.
UGAUGAACCUUGCCUCUAUUCCUGCUGUGCUGCUGUGCAGCCUCAGCUGGCUCUCUGUCUCAGCGUCUGAGGCUCAGACUGUGGAGGUUCAGUCCAAUGAAGAUGCCACACUCAUGUGCUCCAACAUGACCAUAAAUAGAAAUGCCACCUUCUGGUUCAGACUUGUUGAAGAAAAAGACAUCCAGUGUAUAUCUUUUAAGACCAGUCUCAACAGCAAAGUGGAACACUGCCCUGGCAUUCACCCUGCUAGAUAUAAAAUGUGGUCCAGUUCUGCUUCCAUCUCUCUCAAAAUCUCUUCAGUGAACACGUUCGACAGUGGAACAUACUACUGUGGAUUCUACUCAAAAGGCCGUCCUGUUUUCAGAGUAAAACACUUAAAGAUCAGAGGUCAAGGCAGUGAUGAGGCACAGGAGAGCACGGUCAGCGAAUGUACAAAAGAGUGUGGUGAAACAUCAAAGCUGGUCAGUCUGAUCCUCUGUGGUCUGGCUGUUUUCCUCGUGAUGGUCAUUGUUGGUCUGGUUAUUCAAAUCAGGAAACUCCAGACAGCUGCUGCAGAACAAAAGAAUUCACAACGUCAGGCAGGAAGGAGAGAACCAGAGCCAGAUGCUGUUUAUGCCAACGUCAGAUAGAAACGAACUGAAACCACUGCUUGAUGAUUUAUCGAACAGUUUUGUACUCUUUUUUUUAUUUGUAUGAGUAAACCAGUCUGUGCUUUAAGACAAAGACCUGAUGAAGGCUCCCUGCAGCAAAGCCCUAAUCCCUAAUAUUUCCUCUUUUUUCUUUCAGUCUGUCUCUUUAACAAAUGCAGUUAUAGCUGAUGAUUUAUAGAGAUGACCAAGAUAGCACACAACACUUCUCUGACAGGAAAUAACAGCACUGUGUGGUCUUAGCAAAACUGAGAGGCAAAAGAUGAAGUCUGAAGCAUCAAAGGUAUCUAUAAAUCUUGUGAAAAAGGUUUAAGUCUCUAUAGCUUCAUUAAAGUUGAAACGUACAGUCUUGACUAUCCUUUUUAAACUGGGAUAUCAUGAAUAUAAAUAACGUGAAUAAUGCUGGAUCUUUCUUGGAUGUCUGUAUGCGUAAACAUAUAAAAAUAUAAUUUCCUUUUUAUCUUGAGAAAAGAGACUGACAUUGGACGCAACAAGAAGAGACAUAUUUUAAAAGUUAAAGAACUUAAACUACAAAUCAGAGCAGCUUACUUUUUCCCCUACUUGGCUUGCCAUUCUAAUGACGCUAUCCUUGCCUACAUAGCCCUUACAGUAGCUUGUCUAUCAAGUUUUGAACUUGGGUGACUUUCCAGGGUAUAAAGAUUAAAUCUACACCAGUCAAUGUAAUAUUAAUUUUUUUUAAUCAAUUUUCCCAUCAAUGUUUAUUGUUUCUGCUGU